Drosophila innubila is the source of this 1131-nucleotide messenger RNA. RefSeq names its product nucleic acid dioxygenase ALKBH1 (gene AlkB). The transcript has 3 exons. The coding region runs from base 68 to 1087 and encodes 339 amino acids. Gene Ontology annotation, molecular function: ferrous iron binding; broad specificity oxidative DNA demethylase activity; oxidative RNA demethylase activity. The record is from RefSeq and is a predicted model, not a curated record. Gene Ontology annotation, cellular component: nucleus; cytoplasm. Gene Ontology annotation, biological process: oxidative RNA demethylation. Lineage: Eukaryota; Metazoa; Arthropoda; Insecta; Diptera; Drosophilidae.
UCACUCAUGAGCAACCGAAGUCUACAUUCAAUAGAUUGGUAAACAAUUCAUUAUUAAGACUUGCAAAAUGUUUAAGAAAGCUUUCAAGCACUAUAAGAAAAAAACACUAGUUCCCGAUGUACAAGAUGUGAUUGACUUUGACUUGUUUGAGGAAAAUAAAUCAUCUUACAGUUGGUAUAAUUUGGUGAAACCUGUGAAUGUCUUUGAAAAAGGCACAUGUCAAGGUCAUCCUUUGCCAGCUGGCUUGCACCCAGAACAUAUGUGGCGUUGCUACAAAGUAUUAAACCACCCCGGGCUCUUGGUCAUCCGCAAUUCAUUUACAUCGCAAGGACAACGUUAUUGGAUUGCUCGCAGUCUUCGUGACUAUCCACGGGCCCCAAGCAUCUCAAACUUGGAUGCGAAUAAUUUGGAAGUACCGAUUUUAUCUGAUUGGUGGGGAGAAUUACAAAACUGCAGCGAUGUAAAUAUCGCACAGCGUAUUAAGGUUGCGAUGCGCUGGACAACAUUGGGGUAUCAUCACAAUUGGGAUACGAAAGUCUACAGCGAAGCGAUGCACUCUGCAUUUCCAAGCGACUUGAGUAGCUUGUGUCAAUAUUUUUCUUUAGCUCUUGGCUUCAACAAAUUUACUUCACAAGCUGCCAUAAUCAACUAUUAUCCAAUCGGAACUACAUUGUCAGGUCACACGGACCAUUCGGAGUUAAACCGUGAAGCGCCUUUGUUUUCGUUCAGUUUCGGACAAAGUGCUAUUUUUCUUAUAGGCGGCGUGUCACUAGAAGAGCAGCCUACAGCAAUAUAUCUCUGCAGCGGAGAUGUGCUAAUCAUGUCAAUGGAGGCCCGUCUUUGUUAUCAUGCUGUUCCACGUGUUAUGAAAGCGGACGAGGAGCCUUGGAAUUCGCUUUAUAAUACAUAUACAGAAAAUAACAAAGAGGCGGUGAAUACGGAUUUACUCGAUUUAGUAUUAUACGAACAAGUUAAAGAUGAAAUGUUUUGGAUUCCAUUUAACCGUUAUAUAAACGAUUCACGUAUUAACAUAAAUGUGCGACAAGUGUUGCCUGCGGGACUUCUGCAAAUCCCGCUUAAAUAUUAAUUUUCAUCUUAAUUUAUAAUUACAGAGCAUCGUAUGUGGCGUAU